ACUCAGAGAUCUCAAAGAUAUUGGAAAAAUGAGAUCUCUGAAUCAAUUUGAACGAUUUAGUAGAAUGUGAAAUUGGAGGUCACGCAAGUAUAUUGAAAUAGUGCGACUGAGUUAACUUUUAUUGUAAAUAACAACAUAACUCCUUCAUAUUCAUUUAAACGUGAAUCCUGGAUACUCUUAAGAGUGCAUUCAGAAAUUUUACUCAAGGCUGCAACAGUUUCCCAUGACGGAAAACAGAACCGGCCCGCAGACUAUUGAAUUCCUUACGAAGAGGAUCGUCGCCCUGGGUGCCGUACAGACCGGGCAGUUCUUGGUAGAUUGCGAAACCUACAUGUCCGUGCCUCAGCUCGGUGUGCAAAAAACUGUCCACGUACUUCACAAUUCAGAACAGCCAGCUUCGGUCUUCGCCGUCCUCGAGUCCGGAAGUAAAGUGGUACCGCUGAUAGCGGAUGGUCUCUUUGACUUGCUGAUGCUGAAGAUGACCAGCAUCUAUACGAGUAAGAAGCAGACGAAGAUCGAGUCGAAAGGACCACGCUUUGAGAUUGGCGACUUCUGUGUUAAAUUGGGAAGCGUUACCAUGAGUCAGAACUUUAAAGGCGUUCUUGUCGAAGUUGAAUAUAGACCGUGCGUUGUACCAGGAAGUGCUUGGGAUUUGAUGCGAGAAUUCCUUCAAGGAUUUAUUGGCUCUGUUGUACCGAAUCAAGCGCCACAGUAUCUGCAGAAUCGAAUGAAUGACAUUUAUCAGCCAAUGGAUACGAUACAACAGUACUUGGAGCACUUUGGUCAAUAUCGAAAAACCACUGGUGUCAUUUAAAUAAGAUUAAUACGCGAGGUCAUAUAUGAAUAUCAUUAUCGUAACAUUUUAUCAUAACGAUACCAUCAAAUGAGAUAUAAUAGUAUGCAGCUGCUCCAUAGUAAGAUGUUCUCUCUGCCUAUAAUUUGUAUCUUGCAAUUUAAUAAUUUUUAAUUCAUUGACUAAUUGUGAUUGAUGAAAUACUCCUGAAAAUGUCAUUGCAUCAAAUAAAUGGAAUGUCAGAAGCAUGGUAUAUUAAAAAAAAAUGCGAACGUCA
This is a messenger RNA of Cephus cinctus (wheat stem sawfly), 1070 nucleotides long. It is a transcript of the gene MED20, whose product is annotated as mediator of RNA polymerase II transcription subunit 20. Gene Ontology annotation, molecular function: transcription coactivator activity. The coding region runs from base 224 to 814 and encodes 196 amino acids. Gene Ontology annotation, biological process: regulation of transcription by RNA polymerase II. The record is from RefSeq and is a predicted model, not a curated record. The transcript is spliced from 5 exons. Gene Ontology annotation, cellular component: mediator complex. Lineage: Eukaryota; Metazoa; Arthropoda; Insecta; Hymenoptera; Cephidae.